Pleuronectes platessa (European plaice) is the source of this 2872-nucleotide messenger RNA. It is a transcript of the gene dclk2a, whose product is annotated as doublecortin-like kinase 2a. NCBI's taxonomy places the organism in Eukaryota, Metazoa, Chordata, Actinopteri, Pleuronectiformes, Pleuronectidae. Gene Ontology annotation, biological process: protein phosphorylation; intracellular signal transduction. The record is from RefSeq and is a predicted model, not a curated record. Gene Ontology annotation, cellular component: microtubule cytoskeleton. Gene Ontology annotation, molecular function: protein kinase activity; ATP binding.
CAUUAUCCAGUGAUGUGACAGUUUGACUCAGACUCCAGUGAGAGGGAGGAUGUGAGGGAAGAAGGAGCUGGUCUGCGGUCAGUCUGCUGCGGUGCACUACAACUUCGGUUUGGAAAAUUCCACAGCGAUGCCUGUCACACUCCGCUGCUGCUGCGCGUUGUAGCACUUGGAUUACUCCUGCUCCUGCGGCGGGGGGUUGUAGGAAGAUCAAUUCAUUCACCUGGAUUCAGUGUCCGUGGAGGUGAAGAGUGGUUUUGUUUUUGGGAAGCUGGUUUUUGCAACGAGCAGAAGUUGCAGAAGCGAGUGCGCACUCUGGUCUGGGAGUGACUGGAGACGCACACUGGUCUGGGAGUGACUGGAGACGCACACGUGCACGGACUCCUUCUGGAUUUCAAGUGUGAAGUGUUUGUUUUUCUCCCAGGACGAUAUAAACAUGUCUCUGAGCAGGAGCAUCGAGUUCGAGCACUUCGAGGAGAAGAUGCAGCGGACGCCCAGGAACAUCUCGGGCCCCGGGUCCGCGCAUCCUGGCUCCAGGGGAAACGGAGCGGUCCCCAGCCCGGCGCACAGCGCGCACUGCAGCUUCUACCGCACGCGCACCCUGCAGUCACUCACCUCCGAGAAGAAAGCCAAGAAAGUGCGAUUCUACCGCAACGGGGACAAGUAUUUCAAAGGGCUGGUGUACGCCGUGUCCAACGACCGGUUCCGGUCCCUGGACGCGCUGCUCAUGGAGCUCACCCGGUCCCUGUCGGACAACGUCAACCUGCCCCAGGGGGUCCGGAGCCUGUACGUGCUGGACGGGGGCAGGAGGAUCAGCAGCCUGGAGGAGUUAGUGGAGGGUGAGAGUUACGUGUGCGCCUCCAACGAGCCCUUCCGACGUGUGGACUACGCCAAGAACGUCAACCCCAACUGGUCGGUGGGCUGCAAGACCGGCACCUCGCGCUCCCUCUCCUCCCUCAUGCAGCUGGUGCAGCGCGAGUCCAAGGACUUCAUCAAGCCCAAGCUCGUCACCGUGAUCCGCAGCGGAGUCAAACCGCGCAAGGCCGUUCGGAUCCUGCUCAACAAGAAGACGGCGCACUCCUUCGAUCAGGUGCUCACCGACAUCACCGAGGCCAUCAAGUUGGACUCUGGAGCCGUGAGGAGGCUGUACACGCUGGAGGGCAAGCAGCUCACCUGCCUGCAGGACUUCUUCGGGGACGAUGACGUGUUCAUCGCGUGCGGCCCGGAGAAGCACCGCUACGCCCAGGACGACUUUGUGUUGGAUCACAGUGGUAAGGCUUCCACAGCCUUUAUGACUGAAUGCAGAGUGCUGAAGUCAUCGUACGGCCGCUCUGCGACUCCCAGCCGAUCGGCUAAGAGCCCCGGACCUUCACGACGCAGCAAAUCCCCCGGAGCAGUGAGACGAGCCGUCCACUACUCCACCAGUCAGUCUCCCAUCAAGUCCCCAGUAAACGGCGUCUCGAGCAGCCAGAUCUCCACCAAGUCCACCAAGUCCUCCACCCCGUCUCCCACCAGCCCCCGACCCGUCCCCAGCUUCACGAUCCCUCCAUCACUUCACAGCUCCUCGACUAAUGUCAACGGCUCAAUGCACAACCACCAAGAGCAAAGCAGCCAACUGAGUCCAGAGGUUAACGGCAACCGCUGCCCCCCCGCCGCCCCCAUUUUGGAAAAAUACGAAGUUGGGAAGGUCAUCGGAGACGGCAACUUCGCCGUGGUGAAGGAGUGUGUGGAGAGGUCCACAGGAAAAGAGUUUGCACUGAAGAUCAUCGACAAGGCCAAGUGCAGCGGAAAGGAGCACCUCAUCGAGAACGAGGUGGCCGUGCUGCGGAGGGUGAAGCACCCCAACAUCAUCAUGCUGGUGGAGGAGGUGGACACCGCCUCGGAGCUCUACCUGGUCAUGGAGCUGGUCAAGGGAGGAGAUUUGUUUGACGCCAUCACCUCCUCGACCAAAUACACGGAGAGAGACGGCAGCAUCAUGAUCUACAACCUGGCUGGAGCUCUGAAGUAUCUGCACAGCAUGAACAUCGUCCACAGGGACAUCAAACCAGAGAACCUGCUGGUGUUUGAAUACCCAGAUGGCACCAAGUCCCUGAAGCUGGGGGACUUCGGCCUGGCCACGGUGGUGGAGGGGCCCCUGAACACCGUGUGUGGCACUCCCACCUAUGUGGCCCCAGAGAUCAUCUCAGAGUCCGGUUACGGUCUGAAGGUGGAUAUCUGGGCUGCAGGCGUCAUCACCUACAUCCUCCUCUGUGGGUUUCCUCCGUUCAGAAGUGAGAGUAACUUACAAGAGGAGCUGUUUGACCAGAUCCUCCAGGGACGACUGGACUUUCCCAGUCCUUACUGGGACAACAUCACCGACUCAGCUAAGGAGCUGAUUGGGAAAAUGCUGCAGGUCAACGUCGAGGCUCGAUACACAGCACAAGACGUCCUCUCCCACCCAUGGGUCACGGACGAUGCCGUCAUGGAGAACAACAUGAAGAUGGAGGUGACAGGUAAACUGAAGACGCACUUUAACACGGCGCCGAAGCACAACAACACAACAGCUGGUGUGUCCAUCAUCAUGGUGAGAACACACACACACACAUUCUGAAUGAGUUUCUCAGUGUUUCCUUGUUUACAGCGAGCGACAGAAAGUGUUUGACCCAAAUAGAAAAGAUUGAGCUUCUUCUCUUUCACUGGUGAAGAAGCCGAUCUGACCUCAAUCCUCAUUAAACACAAGUUAGAAUCAACUUCACUCCACCGUGAACAUGAGUCGGAGAUCUUAGCCCCGAUGGAAACACGGAGCAGUGGAGAAGUCGUUCCUCUGCUGGUCACAUCCUUCAAUUCUGUCUGUUCCAAAUUCCUGUUUGCAUCACUUCCUGUUUGCAUCACUUCC